Molecule: messenger RNA, 822 nt
Organism: Capsicum annuum
Lineage: Eukaryota; Viridiplantae; Streptophyta; Magnoliopsida; Solanales; Solanaceae
Product: protein MAINTENANCE OF MERISTEMS-like
Exons: 2
Coding region: 1-822 (273 amino acids)
Biological process (GO): meristem maintenance; meristem development
Source: RefSeq, a predicted model, not a curated record
AUGGAAUCUGUCCACCACUCUGUAUGGAAAGCUGCUGGUGUUUAUGAUGCUAUUAAGGGUUUGGUAUAUAAUGUCCAUACAGAUAAACAUUUGAUUUUUGGGUUGGCCGAAAGAUGGUGUUGUGAUACGAGCACUUUUGUGUUUCCAUGGGGUGAAGCUACUGUCACUCUUGAAGAUAUCAUGAUUUUGGGAGGGUUCUCCGUUUUGGGUGGCCCUGUUUGGUUCCCUCUUCAAUCCCCUGAGUUGGUAGAAAUUGAACAGAAUCUUGAAAAAGCACGAAUAUUUGCGUUUCCAGUCGAGCAGUAUGAUAAAAUCAGUACGCAUGUUUUCCGUGUAGCCAGUAAUCUGGCCAGAGGAAAACGACUUGCGCUUGCUCCUGCUGUUCUUUCAAGCAUAUAUAGGGAUUUGAGCUUGUUAAGAGAGGCUAUGACGAUCUCUACGUCAAGUAAGAAUAAAGAUGACAGGAACAGAUUUCAAAUUCUAGGAUUUUGUCUUUCAUCGCCAUUGCUCUUUAUUCAAGCUUGGGCUUGGGAAAGGUUGGUAGUUUUGCGUCCAAAGCAGGCUGGCAAUUACAAUAUGGUUGGUGGAGCGAGAAUAGGGCGAUGGCACGAUGUGAAAAGAUCAGGUGUUAUUAAUGUGAGGGCUGCAAUCGACUCGUCUGCAGAGACAUUUCAGUGGAGGCCAUAUGCCUUGUCUGUGGAAGGCUCGUCAGUGCCAAAAUUUUACAAGGAAACAGAAGAGUGGGAGAUAGUGGAAAAUUUUGGACCAAGAAUUAGAGUCCUUUAUUCGAUGCUUGCGGGUGUCGGUUCUUGUUGGUUUUGA